Molecule: messenger RNA, 1646 nt
Organism: Ictalurus punctatus (channel catfish)
Lineage: Eukaryota; Metazoa; Chordata; Actinopteri; Siluriformes; Ictaluridae
Product: leukocyte immune-type receptor 2
Biological process (GO): cell surface receptor signaling pathway
Molecular function (GO): transmembrane signaling receptor activity
Source: RefSeq, marked provisional
CAAGAUGGAGCUCCGUCCACUCCGUGUGAUGAUCUUGCUUAUUUCACUUAUCCGAGUCGGACAAGCUCAAGAGUUUAAACCAGUUCUGUCUGUGGAGCCGAAUUCACCACAAAUAUUCAGAGGAGCGACGGUUACACUCACAUGUAGGAUUUGGGGAUGGAGUGGACUGUACCUCUGGAACAAAGAUGAUCAUUAUAGUCACAGUUCUGCUGAAAAUUUCUACACUAUGAAAGUAGAUCAGAGUCACAAAUACAGAUGUUAUGGGUCUAUUGAUAAACGGCAAACGACACUGAGUAAUGAAGUGACUCUCUCAGUGAUAGAGGCCGUUCUGACUCUGCAGCCUGAUGGACAGAUAUUCAGUGGACAGGAAGUCACUUUCACAUGUGAAAUACGAGGACAUGCAGACACUGAGUGGAUGUACAACUGGUAUGAAGAUGGUGUUAAAAUAUCCGUCUACACUAAGAGUAGGCAAUAUUCAUUCACGCCUGUAGAGUCUCUCAGCACUAAAUACACCUGCAGCGGACAGAGAAGAAGCGACUCUCAGACCUCAGAGACCAGCAACACUGUUACACUCACUGUGUCAGAAAAACCUAAACCUGAACUCACAUCAAGUCGUGAAGGAGCUGUACUGAAAGGAAACUCAGUGACUCUGUACUGUACACUGAAGCUGCAGUCUGCUGGAUGGAAGUUUUACUGGAUCAAACCCACACAGAGCACUGAGACUGAGACUGAAGCUGAAACAGACUACUACACUAAAACAUACAGUGCAGUUAGUGUCUCUGAUGAAGGUCAGUACAGGUGCAGAGCUGGAAGAGGAAACCCAGUCUACUACACACACUACAGUGAUGCACUCUGGGUAAAUGUUACUGAUGUAAAAGCUCCACUGUCGGUACUGAAGCUCCUCAGCAGUGCAGUAGCGGCCUCUCCGUAUGUGCUGGUGACCAUCAUUCUGGCAGUGAAAUGUUACAGAGCUCGAACUGACCCUGACGAGGACAACAGACCGUACAGAGUGAUAGAAGCUGAAGCGUCUGUCUGAGUCUCAGGUUUUCACAUUAUUUUUCAUCAUCUAGCUUUUAAAUAACAGCAGCUCCCCGUGCAAAUGAAAACGCUGCAUUCAGCCUAUGGAGCUGUGAGGUGAUGAACGAAGGACUCUGACCCGAAGACUCGAGAGCAGGAGGUGAGAUGAACUAACAGACUGUAUAGCCUGAGGACCUAAUGCUAAGCUAUUAAUGAAUGAUUUCAGUUUCUCAUAAUUUGGCCUUAGCUGCAUUAGCCUAUAGUUUAUUUGUUAUUCCAAAUGUGAUCAAUGGGGAAAAUUGUUGAUUGUUAAUGCACAAAGGUUAGGUCAAAGUAACCAUGAGACUUGCAUGGAACUGGAGAUGCUGCCAUAGCUAAUAUUGUCUUAACUUUCUUUAACAUUUUUCAUGAUUUCAUGAUUUUUCUGCACUGUUUCUGUGACAAACUGCACGACUAGACUACUUUCUUUUUCCCCACUGUAUUAAGGCUAUGUAAGCUAUUUGUUAAUUUCCUAAGUCAUAUGUGAUUCAUUAAUGUAAUAAAGUGUGCUCCUAAUAUGCUCUUUGCUUUUAAACGUGAGAACUGAGUUGCCCCUGCAGGUGUGAUAAUGAAAACUAAAUGAUGACCUA